This is a messenger RNA of Closterium sp. Naga37s-1, 1311 nucleotides long. NCBI's taxonomy places the organism in Eukaryota, Viridiplantae, Streptophyta, Zygnematophyceae, Desmidiales, Closteriaceae. The record is from the annotation of a GenBank genome assembly.
AUGAACCAAUCAGACGCGUCGCAAGGGCCGCUAGACGGCGUGCAAAUCGUCAGUGAGGGUACGCUGACGUACGAUGGCCGCUACAGACGCUACAGCAUCUCCGGAAUCAACUUCGAGGUUCCCGUGCGCUACGUCCCGCUCUUCCCCCUUGGCCGAGGAGCCUAUGGUGUUGUUUGCUCUGCACGAGAUGAGACGACCGGGGAGGAGGUGGCGAUCAAGAAGAUCGGCAACGCGUUCAACGACCGCACAGAUGCCAAGCGGACUCUCCGCGAGAUUCUGAUCCUCCGCAACAUGAACCACCCCAAUGUGAUUGCCAUCAAGGACGUCAUCCGUCCGCCCAACCCGCAGAGCUUCCAGGACGUGUAUAUCGUGUAUGACCUCAUGCCCGAGGACCUGCACGGGGUCAUUCGGUCCGGGCAGGACAUGGAUGAACGGCACUACACGCCCAUCCUCUUCCAGCUGCUUCGAGGCGCCAAGUACAUCCACUCGGCCAACAUCCCUCUUUUCCCUUCCCUUUUUCGUUCUCCCGGCACAAAAAUGCCAUGUUCUACCCCGAUCUCUUCCCCCUCCCUCUUCUCUCCCCAGCGCAUCCUUUUCCAGUUACUGAAGGGAGUCAAGUACAUCCACUCCGCCAACAUCCUGCACCGCGACUUAAAGCCCCCCAACAUCCUCAUCGACGGGCGCUGCAACAUCAAGAUCACCGAUUUCGGCCUUGCGCGAACCCGUGUGGAAACCACCGACCACCUGACGAAAUAUGUGGUUACCAGAUACUACCGCGCUCCCGAGCUGCUGGUGAACAACCAGCAGUACAGCGCUUCCAUCGACGUGUGGUCCGUGGCGCUCAUCUAUCUGGAGCUCGUGCUGGGGCACAUUGUGCUCAGAGGCGAUAACUACGUGGACCAGCUCCGCAAGACCUGCGAGGUGCGGCUGAAGGGAGGAGGGACAGCAGAGGGGAGUAUGGGAUCUCCAUCUGCAGAGGACGCCUCCUUCAUAGUCAACGAUGCCGCCCGCACCUUCCUGCUCUCAGAGCUACAGGGCUUCCCCGCGCGGAACAUCAGGGACGUGUUCCCCAAGCUGUCGGAACCCGCGGCUGACUUGGUGCAGCGCAUGCUCGUGUUCGACCCGAGAAGGCGAAUCACAGUUGACGAGGCAUUGGCCCACCCGUACCUGGCGCACUACCACAAGGCGAACCAGGACCCGCCGCACCCAAACCCCUUCCAGUUCGACCUGAGCUUCGAGCAGGAGGAGUAUGACAUCCCCCGCAUCCGCCAGCUCAUCUUCGAGCAGGCCUGCGCCUUCAACCCCCAAUAA